UCAACGGAAAGAGCCGAGGAUGUCGGCUCGGUCAUGUGAUCAGCUGUGUCCAAUCACAGCUGAUCACUGACAGCUCGAAAGGAGAGGAGAGCCGAUAAUCGGCAUUCCUCAGAGGGGACAUGUACACAGAUCAUCAGAGCACUGAUGAUCAGUGUGCCCUGAUGAUCUGUGUAGCCCCAGCAGUGCCACCUGUCAGUGUCCAUCAGUGCCAGCUGUCAGUGCUCAUCCAUGCCACCUGCCAGUGCCCAUCAGUGCCACAUUUCAGUGCCUACCAGUGCACAUCAAUGCCACAUAUCAGUGCCCAUCUGAGCUGCCUUUCAGUUUCACCCAUCAGU
Staurois parvus is the source of this 335-nucleotide messenger RNA. The record is from the annotation of a GenBank genome assembly. NCBI's taxonomy places the organism in Eukaryota, Metazoa, Chordata, Amphibia, Anura, Ranidae.